AUGGUGCUCGAUCCUACCCGCAAUCACGAGAUGGAUCAAUUUCCAUUCACCCCAUCACAGGAGGAGACCGCCAAGCUCCAUCUAAUGGAUCAGAGCAGGACCUUCAGACCCACUACCCUGGAAGUCCACAAUUGGCAGCAGGAUACUGGGAAGAUACUGAGGGAUCCUGGGAUGAUCCCAACACCCCCAUCACCCCCAAUGUCUAACAGUUCUACACUGAUGAGUACAACUGACUCAUCAAUGAACAAACUCUGGAAAAGGAUGAUGGGAAUGUCGCUGAUGGAACAGAGUGAACUCCAAGGGAGGCAUGAAGAGUCCACACUCGGUCAGAUACUUCUGUCGGAGACUCCUAUAUCCAACGGGACGUCUCCGGUUGGAGUCCGAACACUAGUUCUCUAUGGGGACCAGAAGUCAUCUGGCUCGAAUCCGAAGUCACCUCAAAGAGAUCCACUGGCCUCUGUAGCCAGAUAUAUUGACGGUACCAUCAAGUCGCUCUCCAAAUUGAAAGAAAGAGGAGUGGCCGAGGAAAAAGGGAUACUGGGUUGGGGGACCAUCUUUCCAGUGGAUUUCUGGAUCACCCCCAAAGAGGGAUCCUGGGAUCUACCCCCCAUGCCCUCCAACUCAACUGCCGACAACACCUGGCACUUCGUUGCUGGGGACAGUUGGGAAUCUCCCUGGCCAGAAACCUCUUAUGAGGCCUUUCCAUGGGAGAAUGAGCAGUAUGAGGCCAUCUGGCCCAACCCGAUGGCCAGAACGCACAUUGAUGAAAACCUAUGGGACUCACUCCCCACCCCCUGUUCAUGGAGGAAGAAUACUGAACAGUCCCAGAGGCAGAAGAAGGCAGCCAUACCCUCACCGACACCCCCUCUGAUGAGGAUGAGACCAUCCGCGUCUUUAGUGCUGAACUUCAGCACUGAAGACAUCUUCAAUACGAAGAAACCUGGGAGAGACUGGACUAAACCACGCCUACCAUCCGAAGUGUUUUGGACCACGUCUCUGGACCCAGAACUAGGAAAGAGGGUCCCCUCUCUUUCCCAGUACAGGGGCACAUCAUGCCCUGAAAGGAUGGACACCGAUCGUCUCAAAAAGGAGAGCGCUCUGCUUAGAAGGCAGAGCAAAAACCCCUCAGCAACGAACGCUGAGGGGAGGGUGUCGACAAAGAACUAG
Messenger RNA from Desarmillaria tabescens, 1167 nucleotides. RefSeq lists its product as uncharacterized. NCBI's taxonomy places the organism in Eukaryota, Fungi, Basidiomycota, Agaricomycetes, Agaricales, Physalacriaceae. The transcript has 3 exons. The record is from RefSeq and is a predicted model, not a curated record. Bases 1 to 1167 code for a protein of 388 amino acids.